GUGAGGUCAGAGCCGGCGGCUUUCCCGGGAGCUCGGUGUUUGGGGCGUCUGCAGCAGCGAGAGCGGCGGCUCUUCCCUGGAACUGUCUCCGUCCCUGCCUUCCAGGAUCCGCCGGCCCGCGGGUGGGGAGGCCCUCGAGGAGUCGGAGUGCCUCGAGGGCCAGGUCCACGCGAGAGGAGGGCGAGGCCCGGGAUCCCGUGGCCGACGGGGCGGAGGAGGGGCCGGCAUCUCCUCAGCUGUGUCCGCUGCGGCCCGGGAGCUUCCUCGCCUCCCCGCGGACCACCGGGGUCCUGGAGCCUGGACCUCUCCGCGUCCCUUCCCCGGGAUCCCACCUCCUGCCUUUGAAGAGGGCUCUCGUGGAGGAGACGCGCCCGGCUGCCGACUCCCUUCCCGGCCCAGAACCCGCCAGGACCUCAGGGCGAGGUAGCGGUCGACUUGCAACACAUCCCAGAGUCCCAGGGUGUUGUACCCUAACGUUGACCCGGAGGGACUCGCUGUCACUAUGGGAAACCAGCUCGCUGGCAUUGCUCCCUCCCAGAUCCUCUCAGUGGAGAGUUAUUUCUCAGACAUCCAUGACUUUGAAUAUGAUAAGAGUCUGGGGAGUACUCGCUUUUUUAAAGUUGCUCGAGCGAAGCACCGAGAAGGCCUGGUGGUUGUGAAGGUCUUUGCCAUUCAGGAUCCCACCUUGCCUCUAACCAGCUAUAAACAGGAGCUUGAGGAACUAAAAAUCAGGCUUCAUUCUGCACAGAACUGUCUGCCUUUCCAGAAAGCAGCAGAAAAAGCGUCCGAGAAAGCGGCCAUGCUCUUCAGGCAGUAUGUGCGAGACAACCUCUACGACCGCAUCAGCACCCGUCCCUUCCUCAACAACACGGAGAAGCGCUGGGUGGCUUUCCAGAUCCUGACCGCUGUGGACCAAGCGCACAAGUCUGGAGUCCGUCACGGGGACAUCAAGACCGAGAAUGUCAUGGUCACCAGUUGGAACUGGGUCCUGCUAACUGAUUUUGCCAGCUUUAAACCCACGUAUCUUCCAGAGGACAACCCAGCGGAUUUCAACUAUUUUUUUGACACUUCCCGGAGAAGAACUUGUUACAUUGCUCCUGAGCGCUUUGUUGAUGGUGGGUUGUUUGCCACUGAGUUAGAGUACAUGCGAGAUCCUUCCACUCCGCUUGUGGACUUGAAUAGCAGCCAGAGAACAGGAGGAGAGUUGAAGCGAGCCAUGGAUAUCUUUUCAGCAGGUUGCGUGAUAGCUGAGCUUUUUACAGAAGGCGUGCCACUGUUUGAUCUCUCUCAACUUUUGGCUUAUAGAAAUGGACAGUUUUUCCCUGAACAAGUGCUAAAUAAAAUUGAAGAUCGCAGUAUCAGAGAAUUGGUAACUCAGAUGAUUCACCGUGAACCAGAGAAACGUUUAGAGGCAGAAGAUUACCUAAAGCAGCAGCGUGGCAAUGCCUUUCCUGAAAUAUUCUACACUUUCCUUCAGCCCUACAUGGCUCAGUUUGCCAAGGAAACAUUUCUGUCUGCAGACGAACGUAUUCUGGUCAUAAGGAAGGAUUUGGGCAACAUUAUUCACAACCUCUGUGGACACGAUUUGCCAGAAAAGGCUGAAGGAGAGCCUAAGGAAAACGGGCUGGUCAUCUUGGUGUCCGUUAUAACGUCCUGCCUACAGACCCUUAAGCACUGUGAUUCCAAACUCGCUGCUCUGGAACUCAUUCUCCGCUUGGCCCCGAGAUUAAGCGUAGAAAUUCUUUUGGAUCGUAUCACUCCAUAUCUUUUGCAUUUCAGCAAUGACUCUGUUCCUCGAGUGAGGGCCGAAGCCUUGCGGACGUUAACCAAGGUUCUCGCUCUUGUCAAAGAGGUUCCUCGCAACGAUAUCAACAUCUACCCAGAAUACAUCCUGCCAGGCAUAGCCCACUUGGCCCAGGAUGACGCAACUAUCGUCAGACUAGCCUAUGCUGAAAACAUAGCUCUGCUGGCAGAAACAGCUUUGAGAUUCCUGGAACUGGUUCAGUUAAAAAAUCUCAAUAUGGAAAAUGACCCAAAUAGUGAAGAAAUAGAUGAAGUUACACAUCCCAAUGGAAAUUAUGACACAGAGCUCCAAGCCUUACAUGAAAUGGUCCAGCAGAAAGUUGUCACUUUGCUAAGUGACCCUGAGAACAUUGUGAAACAGACCUUAAUGGAAAAUGGGAUAACACGUCUGUGUGUCUUUUUUGGACGUCAGAAAGCCAAUGACGUUUUACUCUCCCACAUGAUCACUUUCCUGAAUGAUAAAAAUGAUUGGCAUCUGCGUGGAGCCUUUUUUGAUAGUAUAGUUGGUGUUGCUGCCUACGUUGGCUGGCAGAGCUCCUCGAUCCUCAAACCCCUGCUGCAGCAAGGGCUCAGUGACGCCGAGGAGUUUGUUAUUGUGAAAGCUCUGAAUGCCCUUACCUGUAUGUGCCAGUUAGGGCUGCUUCAGAAACCCCAUGUCUAUGAAUUUGCCAGUGAUAUUGCCCCCUUUCUGUGUCAUCCCAACCUGUGGAUCCGGUAUGGUGCUGUGGGGUUCAUCACGGUGGUCGCUCACCAGAUCAGCACAGCGGAUGUCUACUGCAAGCUGAUGCCUUACCUUGAACCAUACAUCACUCAGCCCAUAAUACAGAUUGAAAGAAAACUUGUUCUGCUCAGUGUUUUAAAAGAGCCAGUAAGUCGAUCUAUAUUUGAUUAUGCUUUGAGGUCUAAGGACAUUACUAGCUUGUUCAGACAUCUGCACAUGCGACAGAAGAAACGACACGGGUCUCUUCCUGCCUGCCCCCCACCUGAGGACCCCGCCAUAGAACAGCUGCUGAAGAAGUUGCUCUCACAGGGAAUGACAGAGGAGGAGGAGGACAAGCUUCUGGCACUGAAAGACUUCAUGAUGAAAUCUAACAAAGCAAAGGCCAAUAUUGUGGACCGGAGCCAUCUGCAUGAUAGUGGCCAGAAAGGAGUCAUUGACUUGGCAGCCUUGGGCAUAACUGGGAGGCAGAUUGAUCUUGUUAAAACCAAACAGGAACCAGAUGACAAGCGAGCUAGAAAACACGUGAAACAAGACUCAAAUGUAAAUGAAGAAUGGAAAAGCAUGUUUGGGUCCCUGGAACCGCCGAGCAUCCCGCAGGCCCCACCUAAAGGGAGCGACCAGGAGGUGAUUCAGCCUGGGAAGCCCCCACGUUCCGAGUCCUCUGCUGGCAUCUGCGUCCCCUUGUCCACUUCUCCUCAGGUUGCAGAAGUGACGAACGUGCAGAGCAGAAAGCCGGCGGUACAGGUUUUGAGCAGCACAGUCGUGCCGUCUGCCUACCAGGUGCGGGUGACCACGUGCAAGACCGAGCUUCAGCAGCUCCUGCAGCAGAAGCGGGAGCAGUGCAGUGCCGAGCGGAUGGCCAAGCAGAUGAUGGAGAAUGCAGAGUGGGAGAGCAAACCGCCACCGCCCGGGUGGCGUCCCAAGGGGCUCCUGGUUGCACACCUUCAUGAGCACAAGUCCGCUGUGAACCGCAUCAGAGUCUCUGACGAGCACUCGCUGUUCGCGACGUGCUCGAACGACGGCACGGUGAGGGUCUGGAACAGCCAGAAGAUGGAGGGGAAGACCACCACCACCAGGUCUGUUCUCACAUACGGCCGCAUUGGGGGACGUGUCAAGACGCUCACCUUCUGCCAGGGGUCCCACUACUUGGCCAUCGCGUCUGAUAACGGGGCUGUCCAGCUGCUUGCGGUCGAGGCGUCUAAGCUGCCCAAGUCCCCUAAAAUUCAUCCUCUGCAAAGCAGAGUCCUGGACCCGAAGGAGGAUGGCUGUGUCGUGGACAUGCACCACUUCCACUCCGGGGCGCAGUCCGUCCUGGCCUAUGCCACCGUGAACGGCUCCCUGGUGGGCUGGGACCUCAGGUCGUCCAGCAACGCGUGGACACUCAGGCACGACCUGAAGGCGGGCCUCAUCACCUCCUUCGCCGUGGACACCCACCAGUGCUGGCUGUGCAUCGGGACCAGCAGUGGGACCAUGGCCUGUUGGGACAUGAGGUUCCAGCUGCCGAUUUCCAGUCACUGUCAUCCCUCCCGGGCUCGCGUCAGACGCCUGUCCAUGCACCCCCUGUACCAGUCCUGGGUGAUUGCAGCUGUUCAGGGCAACAACGAGGUCUCCAUGUGGGACAUGGAAACGGGCGACCGGAGGGUCACGCUCUGGGCCAGCAGCGCACCGCCGCUCUCUGAGCCACAGCCCUCUCCUCACAGCGUGCACGGUCUGUACUGCAGCCCUGCGGAUGGGAAUCCCAUCCUGCUCACGGCCGGCUCGGACAUGAAAGUAAGGUUUUGGGACUUGGCGUACCCCGAGAGGUCCUAUGUUGUCGUUGGAAGCACAAAUGCCCUGUCUGUGUCCUACAGCAAGAAGAUAAUCGAAGGCACGGAGGUUGUCCAGGAGAUUCAGAACAAACAGAAGGUGGGCCCGAGCGACGACGCCCCUCGGAGGGGCCCCGAAUCCCUGCCCGUGGGACACCAUGACAUCAUCACGGACAUUGCCACGUUCCAGACGACACAGGGCUUCAUCAUAACCGCGUCUAGAGAUGGGAUUGUUAAGGUCUGGAAGUGAAAACUGGUGACCUGUAUGUAUAAUUUGUAAAAAUGUGUAAAUAGACUGUAAUGCAAGAAAAAAGUAUUUUUAGAGAACAGAGUGAGAGUAGCCUCAUUUGCUUUAUUUUCAGACUCAUGUCUCUGUGUCCCUGUUUCAUGAUGAAACAGACUCCACACCAGAGGGCUGAGGGCGGGGCACGUGCCAGCAGACGUGUACCUCAGCGAGACUCAGCCAGACAGCCGUACCUGGCGUGUUCUUACGGUAGAUAUCAGAGCUGAGGGGUUAAAAAUGCUAUUCAAAGCAGCCAAUAAACUGUUCCAGCACCUGA
Molecule: messenger RNA, 4889 nt
Organism: Camelus dromedarius (Arabian camel)
Lineage: Eukaryota; Metazoa; Chordata; Mammalia; Artiodactyla; Camelidae
Gene: PIK3R4
Product: phosphoinositide-3-kinase regulatory subunit 4
Exons: 20
Coding region: 503-4579 (1358 amino acids)
Biological process (GO): protein phosphorylation; autophagy of peroxisome; macroautophagy
Cellular component (GO): phosphatidylinositol 3-kinase complex, class III, type II; nucleus-vacuole junction; late endosome
Molecular function (GO): protein binding; protein serine/threonine kinase activity; ATP binding
Source: RefSeq, a predicted model, not a curated record